Molecule: messenger RNA, 495 nt
Organism: Amaranthus tricolor (Joseph's coat)
Lineage: Eukaryota; Viridiplantae; Streptophyta; Magnoliopsida; Caryophyllales; Amaranthaceae
Exons: 1
Coding region: 1-495 (164 amino acids)
Source: RefSeq, a predicted model, not a curated record
AUGCGAGCUAUCAUGACCGUCACUGGUUCAUUUAAGAUUGUGCGAUAUAAGGGUCAUAAUCAAGAUUGCGCAGCACAUUACAGUGAUGAACAUCCCUUCCUUACUUCUAAUUUUGUUACUGAUCUUAUUGUGGAUAUGAUAAGAGUUAAUCCAGCUUUCAAGGUGGAGUCAAUUGUUAAUUUUGUUAACAAUAAAUACGGAUUCGUUAUAACAUACAAGAGAACUUGGUUAGCCAAAAAUAAAGCAAUAACCAAAGUCUUUGGGGAUUGGGAUAAGUCUUUUGAGGAGCUUCCAAGGUACCUGCAGGCAUUAAUGCAAUCUAAUGGAGGAACAAUGGUGCAUUGGGAAGUCCAACCGAGAAUGGAUCCUACCAGAGUUAUUUUUCAGAGAAUUUUCUGGGCUUUCGGACCGUUCAUUAAAGGUUUUCCUUACUAUCGUCCCCUUAUUUCUAUAGAUGCACACAUUUUUACGGAAAGUACAAAGGCACACUUAUGA